UCAGUAGGUCGGGAAAUGUAACUGAAUUAUUUGUCAACCACGUCUGAUCGAGGGCAGAACGAAGCCAAAAAAAAAGCUCGCUUGCCUGUGCCACCUAUAAGUGCACUCUGACUGUGUGUUAUCAGCGGUGCGCCUGUGAUGACCGGAGCCCGUUUCUGUGAUCUUUCCUGAUCAUUCCUCGUUCUAGUGUGCAUCCCCGUUUGUUUGCGUGAGUGCUUUUAUUGUGCGGGUGAUCGUUAGUGUUAGUCGUGCAUGUUCUCUUCUAUCUACUAGUUGCCGUCCGGAGAAAGCAACGCGUUAUCAUUCCUAGCGCUUCCCUCUGAGCAGUCGCUUCCUGCGGGAAGCUGUGAAGGUGUCGUAACCAAAGAUUUGAUCGAUACGAUCAACGGACAACCAAUUGUUUCUGCCUUUGGGAUCGAGCACUGAGUCAGGGUGUGACCAGCAGCCGCAGCAGCAACAACUACUAUAGAAGUCAUGGGAAAGACCACGGCGAUCAGUACGGCCGAUGAGCAGGAGAUUGCCGAAGCACGCGGUACGACCGUUCCGGACAUGCUUUACGAUGUGGUGGCCCGCGCUGCAACAACAUCCGUCGGACAGUUCAUAUAUAAACGCGUCGACAACUUAUUGUGGACGAUAGAGAAAACGGCCCGAUGGUCUCUUCCACAACCGUCGCCGGCUGCAGUAAGCUCCAAAGCGUCAGCAGCCGAAGAGAGCGAAGACAUUGGCGGUAACAUUUCCGGCCCACCAUUGAUACGGCCGCUGCCGUGGUUACUCUUCCUUCCGGCACUGAUCGCACUGCGGAUGGUGCGUAGUGCGCUGUCCAUGGGUGCUCGCUUUGUUGGCCGGGGUCCCGUGCUACCCUCGUCCGUGGUAGGGUUUUUGCAAAACAAGCGACGGAAGCUACGUGCUCUUAAGUACCGAGGUCAGCGAUUGCAGAGAAUCGCCAAAGUCGAGCAGGAGGCAGAUCCCAAACAGGUGACUUGGCUGCAGCGGAUCAUUCUACCGCUACGAAUGGUUAUCUGCACGCGCCCCUACAGUACGUUCGAUGCCAACUCUGACGUAGCGCAUGCCGUCAUAUUCCGCAAGGAUCGCCCAUCGAGCACUGGACAGAAGCGUGUUGUCUCGAAGAAGCGAAAUCUAAACCAGCGCGAAGCGGAAAGUGCCGAAGAAGAGGCAAGUGAUGAGGACUCGUUCGAGGAUGCGGGAUGCAAGGAACUGCUGGACAAGUACGCACACGAGGAAGAUUCGAGUUUUAACAUGGAGGAAGCUUCGUCCGCAAGCUCGGACGGUACCGACAGUUCCCUUUCCGAUGCUGAUCCUUCGCCCAAGAAACCUACGCUCGACAGUGACAAUAUUUCACGCCCACAACAACAGCACUCCCAGCCGAAACAAAACGGAGCACAGCAACCACCAUCUAAGGCAGACGCUUUGAAGCGUUCGUCAAGUGAAAAUAAGAAUGGCGUCGAAUCGCAACCAUCGGUCCCGAAGCCUUCCACACAAAAGAAUAUCAAUGCUGGCAAUCGAUCCAAAUCUGCCGCUGACUUGGAAAAUGGAAACGUUCAAUCGUCUCACACAGCUGCUCCGGAUGGCAAAAAUGCGGGCACCACCAACAUGUCCAGCCAUACUACACCUUCCAAGAGCAUCCCAAAUCUUUCCAGUUCGCCCGAAAACAAUGAAAACAAACCGAUCAAUCAGAACGUAUCUGGUGGGCCGACCGUUGCUGCUGCGUCUCAGAUCAAAUCACCAUCACCGACGGUGCUUAAGGCAACGGGGGCCAAGCAGUCCCCGACCAUGAGCGAGGUUCGCACUAAUUUUCAGCAGCAGAAACAAGCGAGUCAAAAGCUCCUCGCUUCAUCCGGCGCGGCCGCUCAUCAUCAGCAACAGUCGCAACAAUCUGCACCACAACAGCAGCAACAGCAGCAGUAUGUCGGCAAUGGCGCGAAAUCUCGCAACAAGAAGGGACCCACUCAGCCCGUUGCUUAGGAACCCAGGGUAAUGGUAUCGCUGCUUAGGAGGGAAGGACGUGAACGCUGCCUUCCGUUACUUGUUCGUUUCUCGUGUUGCGCUGCAUAUGUUAUAAUAUUGUUGUAAUAUGUAAUUUGUCUUGUUUAUGUUUGAAUAAUGUUUGAAAUGGGUCUGUUUUGUUUCUUCGUGGUUUUACUGUAGUUUCGCGGUAGCGAUCGUUAAUAAAUUUUGCCCACAAGCGUCUUGUUUCUUACUCUA
This is a messenger RNA of Anopheles moucheti, 2223 nucleotides long. RefSeq lists its product as uncharacterized. The record is from RefSeq and is a predicted model, not a curated record. Lineage: Eukaryota; Metazoa; Arthropoda; Insecta; Diptera; Culicidae. The transcript has 5 exons. The coding region runs from base 475 to 1983 and encodes 502 amino acids.